AUGACACGCCACCUUAUCAAGUCUUCAAACGCGACCAUCCAAACAACUGUCGAAGAAAUUGAUUUUUGCGACAAAAAUUCGACAUUCAAUGAUAUUGUUUUCAAGUUUCAAGAUUCGACAGAUAAAGUGUUAUAUUCGAGCAAAGCAAUGUUGUCAAUCCAUUCAAAAGUUUUCAAAGUGAUGUUCAAUUCCGAUUUCGAUGAGAAAAACAAGGAUACUAUCGAGCUUGAUGAAACAUUUGACGAAUUUGAGAUGUUGUUGAAAAUUAUAUAUCCAACAAAACAUGCGAUUGACAGCGAGAACAUCGAAACUCUUAUGAAAUUGGCGGAUAAAUACGAUAUGCCACAUUUGACAUACAGAUGUGUUGAGUUUUUGGACAAUGACAAAAGCAUUUCGACUGACUUCAAAAUGUUAUUAGCUGAUAAGUUUUCGAUUCCAAGAAUUCACGUGAGUUUUUCUUUUGAAAAAAAAACAAAUUUCACAAAUAAACAUUUCAGAACGAAUGCAUUCGAAAUUUCAAUGGAGAGUCAUUGGAAAAGUUCGAAAAAUCUGAAGUUUUCGAAAAACUGUCGGAUCCAACCAAAAUUCUGGUUCUCAAGAGAAGAAUCGAAGUUUUGAGCGAAGAAAAGGCGAAGGGGCCAAAGGUCAAAAUUCGAAGAUAUUGA
Messenger RNA from Caenorhabditis angaria, 665 nucleotides. The record is from the annotation of a GenBank genome assembly. Lineage: Eukaryota; Metazoa; Nematoda; Chromadorea; Rhabditida; Rhabditidae.